GAGCCAGUUGACGGAUUCUCUGCUGCGCAGCAGACGUGGAGCAUCUGUCUUCUCCAUCCUCAAAAGGAAUAGAGUGAGAUUUGCUGCCAUUUUCAAUCCAAACUCUGGAGUGAGUGUGCAGGUUUGGAAGAGCAGUUUUCUAUAUCUCUGAAACAUCUGCAGUGGACUCCCUAAGGGAAGCUAAGGGGUUGGUCACAUCCUUGGCAUUUCUUUGUUGGUGUUUGCCGGUGGUUUUUGCUCAAAAAACACCAUGAGCUCAGGUCAGCGAAAGCGCCCUGGAGGAGCAGCUGAAUCAGGACCAGCUCGGAAACGGAGCAGGCUGCAGCGCUCCACCACAGCUGGGACUUCCCAGACAGAAAGAGCAGAGCUCGUGGAAAGUAGAACACCUGCUUUGGAGCCUGAUCUCUCAAGUCAAUCUUCUGUACCUGAAGUCAUCGUUAUUCUUAAUGAUGAUGAGUCCCCUUUGGAUAGAGAGCAGAGCCAGCAGCUGCAGUACCUUUCCGGAGCAUCAGAGAAUUCAGAUGAGCAACAGGCAAGGGAUGCUGAAGAGGGACUAAGAGAAGAUGAUGGUGAUUGGCUGCUCUAUGAUUUCGAUCUUCCGUAUUGGUCAGAUGAGGAGUCAGAGGACAGGGAGCAGAACCUGCAGCACUCACAUCCUUGCAGAUCAGCCGAGAAUUCAGUUGGGCCAUUGGCAAUUCAUGACAACGAGGAAACAAGAGAUAGUGAUGGUACAUGGCCAGCAGUUCCUGCUAGUUCUCCAGUGAGCGAGGAUGAGGAUUCUGAUGUGCAGGACAGGGAGCAGAGCCAGCUCUACCCACUUGGAUCCAGAGACACAGAGGAUUCAGCUGAGCUCUGGGCAAGUGAUAAUGAAGAGGAAACAAUAGAUAACAACAGUGAAUGGCCAGACCGUUUUGAGAGUCCUCCGACGUGGCAGGACGACAUUACAGAUGACUGGGAAGAAAGCCAGCAACCACCUCUUGGUUCCAGAUCAGCAGAGAAUUCCCUCGUACUGGCCAGCAACCUUCUAGAGGAACCAAGAGAUAUUGAAUUUGAAUGGCCAGGAGGUUUUGUUAGUCCUCCCAGCUGGGAGGAUGAAAACGCACAGGUGAGGAUGCACAUGUUGUUAUUUCUGAUUUGUGGGUGUGGAAGGGACAGAAGGGGAGCUGCAUAACUCAGUUGUUUUAGGUGAGUGCCACGUGCAGCUGGCUGGAGGCACAGCCCUUGCUGGGGGACUCCAACCUGCACAUCUUUCCAAGCCCUCACUUGGUGGUAUCCGUAGAAGGAGAAGCCCUUGCCAGGGUGGCACUGGCAGAUCUGUGUGUUCCUUGUAGAUCUAGCAUUGACUGACAGAAUUCUUUACUCCAAAUUUCUGUUGUGGUUUCGUUUCUUCAGCAGCUGUUCAUCUAACGUGAUGUUGGAUAUCUUAGCAGACUUUGCCACUUUGUGGGAGAACGUGGGAAAGAAACAGCUCCAGGACAAUCUGAAUUAGGGAAGAGGAAUGCAGAGGAGGAAUGAGGGUAUUCAGGUGUUUCCUACACAGCCUCUGUUUCUACCCUGCUGCAGUAGUGGGAGCACAAUCAGCAGCACCCACUUAUUUGUUUUCAAGGUAGCAGCUCCCUGUGCUACUGCUUUGAAUAUUCUCAACCAACCUUAGAGGGUGAUACCCUACCCUUCCUCACCUCUGCUUUAACUGCUCUCUGAGAUGAGGUUUGCCUGCAGCACCAGGGGGGCUCACCAAAUCUAACUGGAUCUUUUUUUCUCUUCCUUCUCAUGUGCAUCAAUGGAAGCUUCAUGAAGUGCAUGAAGAAAUGGAGAAAUGUUACAGUGAACAGCCAUGACCAGCUGGAUGGCUCUGGAAGUAGAAGAGGAGCCAAUGAAGCCCCUGUGGCUGCCUCAGCCCCUGCAGAACAGGGAGCAGAGGAGGAGGACACUCAAAGCUCAGGAAGCACAGCAAGGAGUUAUUAUUAAGUGUCCAAUUUGCAUGGAUUUUUACUCAGAGAUCAUGCGACACGGACGACAGCUUGUGGCAACCACGUGUGGCCACAUCUUCUGCAGUCGCUGCCUCCCUGUUGCCCUGGAGACUGCUCACACGUGCCCAACCUGCAGGUGCACCUCAGUCCACAAGGAUUCCAUCCCAUUUAUUUAUGAGCAGUUCUCAGACAGAGAUCCAUCUUGGACAACAGGCGAUGCAGAGACUUGUUGCUUCAUGUAUAUAGUUCUUCAUGUAUAUAGUCCUUCAUGUAUAUACUCCCAUUUUUGCUGAAUUAAUUUAUAAAUAUUGUUUUGAUUUUUUU
This is a messenger RNA of Oenanthe melanoleuca, 2294 nucleotides long. RefSeq lists its product as uncharacterized. Bases 251 to 1171 code for a protein of 306 amino acids. The record is from RefSeq and is a predicted model, not a curated record. The transcript is spliced from 14 exons. NCBI's taxonomy places the organism in Eukaryota, Metazoa, Chordata, Aves, Passeriformes, Muscicapidae.